Molecule: messenger RNA, 4434 nt
Organism: Caenorhabditis auriculariae
Lineage: Eukaryota; Metazoa; Nematoda; Chromadorea; Rhabditida; Rhabditidae
Source: the annotation of a GenBank genome assembly
AUGCGACGCGGUCCACCUUGUCUGGUAACUCAAAAACGCCAAAAAAGUCAGAUAUUUGUGUUGACAGAAACUGAACUACUCUCGACAGCAAAAGCGAUUCGCUUCUUCUAGAGCUGCAAGCGGGUAUUUCAUUAGAAGCUUUCUGUCUACAUUUUUUACCAGCGUCCCGAAGUUUUUGGGUUUCUCCAUUCUUUCAACGGCUGCUGGUGUUGCUGGAGUUACUGCCUACGCCACAUAUGAUGCCUCUUUCCGGGAGAAAGUUUCUCUUUCACUACUUUGAAUCGACUUUUUCGAUUUAAGGUUGAAAAGAAUGUACCCUACAGCGAGAUGUUUUUCAAAAAAGUUUUGAAUAAACAUGAAAUCUCGAGUCUUGUGGAUUUACCAGGGAUUCAUGCGGUUCCAUCAAUUGUGAGUCUUCAGACGAGUAGUUUUUUCAAGACUUAAUUUGGAAUUUUUUUUUUAAUCUUUAAUUCUACUUUAAGCUAAACGAGGUUUUUUGACAGAUUUAUGAUUAUUGGAAAUUAUAAAAGUUUUCAGCCGAAGAAAGCGAUUGAAGAUCAAAAAAAGAGUUCUACAAAACUUUUAGAAGAAAAGACUGUAAAGCCGACCGAUCAAGAUAAAACUCCAGUGGUAAGAUUUUUUUUUUCCAAAAAUUAAUUUCAUCUCAAUAUAAUCAGACUCGAAAAUCGAAUGAGCGAUAUUUUGGAACUUCUUUUUUUAACUUUCCAAUUAUUUUUUUUGUUUCUAAGGAUGAAAUAAUCAGUUCAAGACAAGAAGUACUUCUAUUAAUUCAAUUCGAGAAAAAAAAAAUUGAAACGGAAUUUGAAAAAAUUAAUUUCUUUGUUUCAAAUAACUUGUAACAGGUGAGUUGAAUUUUUAUGAAAACUUUCUGUUUUUACUUUUUUUAUUUUCCUCAUCUCGACACUUUGAGAGUAUAUUUGCAGAAACCAAAGCUCAAAAAAACGAUUCAGAUCAUUGCAAACGCAGUCGAGCCGCCUGCGAAAAGAGCCCAUAAUCCGUACAUUGGGUCCGAUCAAGCUGAAACGAAGAAUGAAGGUAAAAAAAGCGAGUAGAAUCUGGUCGUGAAAUUUCUUUUCUUGCCGUUUGAAGUGAACCAAGCACCUCUUAAGGAAUUUUUUAGGCUUUUGAACUUUCCAGCAACAUUUUCUUUUUGAAAACCGUUCAACUCAAUUUUUAGGUCUGAAAAAAAUGUUGGUUGCCAAGAUCGCGAAAGCCGAAAACGGCGUCCGCGAGGCCACCGGAGCGAAAUUGAAAACGAUCCGAGCUAUUGAGCAUCAUAUUCAAACCCUUCGCGUAUUUCCCCUCAAUCCAAAAGUUUCCCAAGUUCCGAAUUUUAAGGAAGCGAUCGAAGCACCCGAAUCUUCCGGCGACUGGGAUCGUGUGACUGAGGCUCACGUCGAGGCUCAAAAGAUGAAAUUAAUCGAUUCUCGAACAGAGAAAGAAGCAAGAUUGUUGGUCGCUGAAUUGAGCGCGGUUUUCUUCCCUUGAGGAAAAGCUAAGAGUUUCAUUAAACAGGAAGCGAACCUUGGGGCUCAAGGCGAAACGACGAUGUUCAAUCCUUUGGUUUCUUUGAGCAAGGAAACUGUGAAGCAGCUGAACUCCCAGUUGGAGAAGGCUUGCGCGAUGGCCCGUGAAGUUUGUCUUUUGAUUUCUAGGACUAAUAUAGAUUUAGUCGAAGUAAACCAGUACUCAAAUAUGUUUUCGGCAUAAAAAUUUGAGAAAAUUUAAUGAAAAUCUAGUUUCUUUCGUUUUCGAUUUUUUUUUUUCAAUGAAUGACUAUCGUGGUUCUGAAUGUAAAAAUAAAGGGUUUUUCUGAAAUUCAAAUCGAUUUUUUUUUCUAAAAAAAAAGUCCAGUUUUAUAGAAUAUGAACAUUUUUUCACGAGUAUUUUCAUGUGAAAGCUUAUAUUGAUCGUGGAAGUACCUGAACUUUUAGGAGUUACACUUACAGUUUCAAAUCCUCUUAUUUUUCAAUCGAUUGAGGUCGAAUCGGAGAAGAUUUUCAUGAGAGACUAUGAAAAGCUCGUGAAAGAAGGCCGGAAUAGGUUCGCACUGGAGAUUCGGGCCGUUCUGCCGGACUUCGACUGGGAAGAAGGGGCCAAGAUGAAGAAGGCGCAGCUGAACGCCUUGCUCACUCAUGCUCAUCUCCGGGUCGACCAGCUCUCUCGGCAGCUUCUCGAGCAGAAAGUUUGUCGACUUCCCAGAACCUCUAAUAUUUUCAUUUUUCCACAGUUGCGCGAAGACGAAACCAUUCGGAAGGCCGUUGAGAAGAAACGAGAGAAAUUCGAAGCUCAAGUGAGUUUUUGGGCCAGGGUCAAGAAAAUGUCCAUUCUCAAACAUUUUUUCGAUUAUUCAUGGUUUUUUCCAAAAUAGGAAAAUAGGAAGAGUUUGAGACAUUAUUUAAAAGAAAGAGGUUUUCAUCUGUGAAAGAUUUCAGAGAUAAUUUCACGGUUUUUUCAUCAUUUUGAAGUAGGAAUCAGUCCGUUACAAAUAACGAUAUAAAGAGUCUUAACUCAGACUUGAUUUGGAGUACAACCAAAAUACUCCAGCGAUUGCUUGAUUAUUAUAAAAUUUAAAGAAAGUCGUUCAGACAUAGUUGUGAAAAUCGAAUGAAAUCUCGCAACGGUACAUAUCAAUAAACUGGUAUUUUAUUCAGCUUUGUCGCUUUCUGACUUCUUUCCAGAAAUACUACUUCUUUAAAACUCUCAGUUUUUAAGCGUUUCCUGAGAUUUGUAAAGCUUGAAAUGCAGAGUUCGCGAUCAAGAUUUUCCAGCAAAUUGUAUUCCAUAAGCUUAAACCACCUUCCUCGGGAAGUUUGUUAUAACUUUUUUGAGGUCGCCACGGAUACCGCAGUCACUCAACAGCAGGUCAAGCUGGACAACGCCAAGCUCGACGAAGAGUUGAAGAAACGGCUGGCGGAGGCCGAGCAGACGUACAAAGAACGGCUUGAACAGGUCGUCAAGACCCAGAAGCAACUCUACGAUAUCGAACACGCGCGGGACGUCGAGAAGGCUGUGAACGCCGAGCGAGACGUCUGCAAUGUGAAGGAAAAGGGAAUUCUUGCGUGAUUUCAGACCUAUAAAGCGCAAAUCACGCGGGCGCUGGCCCAACUCGAAGGAGUCGAGGUGGCGCUGAAGAGCCACGUUGCGAUGGACGUCGAGAACAGGAGGUCGAAGCAGGUCUGGCUCGCCGUCCAGAAUCUCGUCAACACCAUCGAGUACGGCAACCGCGCCAGCUGCUGCAUGGAGGGACGUCGGGCGCCUCUCGAACCGCAGAUGAAGGUGUGGAAGAUGCGGACGGUUGAGAAGUUGCUGAUGUUGGAAAAUUUUCCCAUUUUGAAUCAGCAAUUUGAAGCUCUAACGCUAGAGAAUGUUCUCAGUGAAUAGUAAGCCGAUUUGAAGAGACUAGGUCUAUUAAAUUUAGCGUGAGUUGAUGAAAAAUGUUUGCUCAAUGUUUAAUUGAAGGUCUGAAAAGCCCUGAGCCUAAAAGAAGAUUCGUAAGUUAAUGUAUUGAUUUUGAUUUUUUUUUAAAUUCAAAUAUCAAGUAUUAAUGUUUAGUGAUCACCAGGGAUUGUUUUUCUUUUCGAUUCAAUGAUUUUUAUAUGGAAUUUUUCAACAUGAAACAAUUUUAUCAGAUGUUGAUGAAAUGUGGAAGCCACGACGGCUUCUUGAAGACCAUCGACGAGUUGAUGAACAAAAUCACGAAGACCAAGGGAGAAUAUGCGCGAGGAGACCUGAACACUCGCUUCGAUAAAGUUUCACACAGCUUCGAAUCAAUUCUCGAUUUUGCUCUCCUCUGAAGGUCUAUCGGAUCGGUCGCCGUGUUGCUUGGGUCGACGAGAACGGCGGCGGACUGAUGGCCCAUCUUUUUUCGUGGCUCCGAUCGGCCGUCAGCUUCUCUUUGAACGAAGCGUAUUCUCGUGAGGACAAGUGGGUUUUUUGAAAAUUCCGCCUGGAAAAAGAAAUCUCUAGAAUACUUUUCUUUAUAAAAAAGAAAGCUACUUAUACGAGAACCCUUUUUUGCAAUGGCUAUAUCUUUUUAUCUUCCGGAACUUUUCGAAGUUGAUUCUCUUUCCAUCUUCCUUUUCUUCAGAAUCGUCCCCUCUUCUCAAUCAAACUUCUCGCUGUUGAACCGAGCAAAAGCCUACUGGCAAGCCGGCGACGUCUUCAACGCGAUUCGCGUCCUCCAACUCACUACCGGAGCAACUAAAAGGUAAACCCGAAGAAUAAUUUAGCGAGCCAACAUUUGUUCUGAUUUCUGUUCCUGGAACUUCUUUUUGGGCCUGAUUAUGAUUUUACUUGCUCAGAGUCUCGAAAGACUUUAUCGACGACGCGCGUCGCCAUGAAGAAGCCAAGUUCAUGGCACGUCUUCUUCUCGCCCACAGCGCUUUAAUGUCCGUCAGAUCGACUUAUUGA